Molecule: messenger RNA, 1597 nt
Organism: Coregonus clupeaformis (lake whitefish)
Lineage: Eukaryota; Metazoa; Chordata; Actinopteri; Salmoniformes; Salmonidae
Product: lipopolysaccharide-induced tumor necrosis factor-alpha factor homolog
Exons: 4
Coding region: 245-709 (154 amino acids)
Molecular function (GO): zinc ion binding
Source: RefSeq, a predicted model, not a curated record
UUGUAAAUAUUAGUAUUAGCUAGCAAGCCGUCACAUUUUUGACAGCCAUCGAUGACGCCUCUCUCACUCAGUCUCGUUUUGACUAGUUAGCUAACCGAGUUGUAGCUAUUUGCCCAUCUAGCAAGCCAGCUUGCUUGCUGAAUAAUUGUAGUAACAUGGGCCCGUUGGUCUAUAGUCAGUCUUUCACAGGUGCCACUGGCCACAUAUGUUUUGGCUAGCUUUCGAAGUUAGCUGAUUGCAAGACAUGGCAAGUGCACCUCCAGUGGAGACAGCUGGAUUUGUGGGGCUCCCUCAGCCACCUUCCUAUGAAGAAUCAGUGGGUCCUCAGUACCAGGGGCCGGUGCUUCCUCCUGCCUACACCAAAUCUGCACAGUAUCCAUACCCAACACAGCCCUAUAGUCAAAUAUAUCAACCAACGGCUCACAGUACUAGCAGUCCAAUAGUGUCAGUUCAGACCAUUUACGUCCAGCCGGGUGUGGUGUUUGGGGAUCUUCCAGUGCAGACGCAUUGCCCUGCAUGUGCCCAAAUGGUGAUCACUCGGCUGGAGCACACCUCUGGAACAAUGGCCUGGUUAACAUGUGCUGGCCUGUUCAUUUUCGGUUGCAUCUAUGGCUGUUGCCUGCUUCCUUUCUGUGUGGAUGGUUUGAAGGAUGUGACACAUCGAUGUCCCAACUGCAACAACGUCCUUGGAGAACACAAACGGCUUUGAUUAUGCCAUUUGAAAAGAGUAGUCUCUCUAUUGAGCAUGCAACCUUGCAGCCUGUCUCUAUCUUGAAUUGUCUAAUUACAAAUACUGUGUUAAACAUGCAUAUUUUGAUGAUGGUCAUCAUGUAGUCUACAUCAGGGGUACUCAACUCUUACGCUAUGAGAUCCGUAGCUGCUGGUUCUGUUCUACCUUAUAAUUAAUUGCACACCACGUCUAAAUCAGUCCCUGAUUAGAGGGUAACAAUAAAAAAAUGCAAUGGAACUGGCUUUGAGGUCCAGAGUUGAGUUUGAGUGGUCUAUAUAUUACCUUUAUUAAGAGCUUUGUCCACUAGAUAACUAUCUAGAUAAUUUGUCAAUAUUGCACUUUCAAAUGAAGGAUUCUAUUAUAUAAUUGUAUAUAUGCAGUCAGUUUAAAUAGUAAUGUGCACACAAUGUUGGUAGGGUAAGACUGGUUGAUUAUUGUAACUGUACAUUUUUAUAGGAUCUAUAUGUAUCUUUCAUAAUCCAACUGCAACAUGACUACCUGUUAAGACUACCUUUUUAUACAGUCUUAUUGUGAUGGUUACUGGUAAGUGGUAAGCAAGCUCAUCGUACAAACUGCCCUAAGUAGAUCCACUUGUUGAACGAAUGAAUGGCUUUGUUGUAAGUUAUGCAGUGGAAUAAGUAUUAUUUUAGGAUGUUUUGAUUGAUUGAAAUCCAGGCACCUUUGAGCAGUCCCUCAAAAUAAUAUAUUUUUUAAGUCCAUGGAUUCACAAGGGUGUCAUUGAUUGUAUAGGCCCUAUUUGUUUAUUUUCAUUCAUCACAUACAAUUGUGUGCUUCUGUAGAAUUCACUUAAUGGCAUUUUUUUCAAAUGUGUAUGUAUGGCAUAAGCACAAAUAAAUGAUAAUUUUA